Molecule: messenger RNA, 989 nt
Organism: Etheostoma cragini (Arkansas darter)
Lineage: Eukaryota; Metazoa; Chordata; Actinopteri; Perciformes; Percidae
Product: macrophage mannose receptor 1-like
Exons: 6
Coding region: 1-789 (262 amino acids)
Source: RefSeq, a predicted model, not a curated record
AUGUCAUCGCUCAAUAACAGCACAGAGAGAGCCUGGAUAGGACUGUCCCGGGACACCUGGAGGUGGUCCCUGUCAGACCCAAGUUUCUACAAACCCGGGGAGACGGACUUCAGACGAUGGGGGCCAGGACAACCAGAUGUUGGACACAGUGGAAAGGUCUGCACAGCAAUUAGUCCACGUGAUGGACUCUGGUACGACCACGGUUGUGACGAGAGACGUUAUCCAGUGUGUGUAGAUGUCAGAGGGUCAGAGGUGAAUUUUGUCAUCAUCGAAAAUGCCCUGACCUGGACUGGAGCCCAGAACUACUGCAGAGCUAAAUACACAGACCUGGCCAGCGUGAGGGACAUGGUAGAGAACCAGAAGAUACAACCGAUGCUAGGUGGAGGAGGUGUAUUCUGGUUUGGCCUCUUCAGAGACUCCUGGAAGUGGUCUGAUGGAAGUUCCUCCUCAUUCAGCUUCUGGAAGACCGGGCAACCUAAUAACAUCAACGGGAACCAGACCUGCGUGGCUGCAGACUUCAGCCAAUCAGGAGCUUGGGAGGGUUGGUCAUGUGACAUGGAGAGAGCUUUCAUUUGCUACGGUCCAGGUGUACCAGUGUCCAUGGUGAUCAUCACUGUCAUCAUCAUCACUGUCUUCAUCUCUGGGCUGCCGCUGACCAUCAUCUGCAUUCGGAGGAAGUGCAAAUCUGAUGGUUUGAACAGCGGAGGAAACUCAGAUGGCGUAAACAUGGAGGUCGUCCCGGACCAUGACUACGUCAACUUUUGUCCACAUUCCACCCACAAGGACUGAACCUACCAGAGCCUGGAUCUAGCCAGCAGGGACCAGGACCAGGACCAGGACCACACCUACUCUACGCUCUCACGAAUACUGCAAUAAUCUUACAAAUAAUAAUAAUCUUACAAUAUUAAUAAUAAUAAUUUUACAAAUCCAACAUGGAGAAUGCCCCCCACACCUGCUCAUCAAAUACACACACACACACACACACACAC